Molecule: messenger RNA, 4242 nt
Organism: Miscanthus lutarioriparius
Lineage: Eukaryota; Viridiplantae; Streptophyta; Magnoliopsida; Poales; Poaceae
Source: the annotation of a GenBank genome assembly
AUGGUGCCGACUGGGUUGUUCGGGUGGGCGUCGCCCCAUGUACAGCCGCUCACACCCGUAUCCGAGGUCUCGGAGCCGCCGGAGUCGCCGUCGCCGUACGGGGACGGGCCGGCGGGGGAUGCCGGCGUGGGGGCGAGGGAGGGGGAAGGCGCUGGCGCCGGAGAGGAGGAAGUGGAGGACGACGAGGUCGAGCCGCCGCCCGCGGCGGUGUCGUUCUGGAGGCUUUUCGAGUUUGCCGAUGGGGUCGACUGGGCCCUUAUGGCUGCUGGGGCGCUUGCCGCUGCUGCACAUGGCGCGGCACUCGUUGUGUACCUUCACUACUUCGGGAGGGCCCUGAAUUUGCUCGACUCUGAGCGGGUUGGGUCGUCUCUCUAUGGCCGCGGUGAUGAGCUGCUCCGGCGGUUUAAGGAGCAUGCCUUGUAUAUUGUCUUUAUAGCUGCUGGUGUUUUCGUCGCAGGAUGGAUAGAGGUAUCAUGUUGGAUUCUAACUGGGGAACGGCAGACUGCUGUCAUCAGAUCAAAAUAUGUUCAGGUUUUGCUAAAUCAAGACAUGAGUUUUUUUGAUACAUAUGGUAACAACGGAGAUAUUGUUAGUCAAGUGCUCAGUGAUGUAUUGCUCAUUCAGUCAGCUAUAAGCGAGAAAGUUGGGAACUACAUACAUAAUAUGGCUACAUUUGUUGGUGGUCUCAUUGUUGGCCUUCUGAAUUGUUGGCAAAUAGCACUUCUAACUCUUGCCACUGGACCCUUGAUUGUUGCAGCAGGAGGAAUAUCUAACAUAUUUCUUCAUAGGCUGGCUGAAAACAUUCAAGAUGCAUAUGCUGAAGCAGCUAGCAUUGCUGAACAGGCCAUCUCAUACAUCAGGACACUGUAUGCUUUUACAAAUGAAACUCUUGCAAAGUACUCCUAUGCUACCUCACUUCAAGCCACACUUAGAUAUGGAAUUUUGAUUAGCCUUGUCCAAGGGAUUGGUCUUGGAUUUACAUAUGGACUUGCCAUUUGCUCUUGUGCUUUGCAACUUUGGGUUGGAAGACAUCUGAUCCAUCGCAGAAAAGCUGAUGGCGGUGAAGUUGUGGUAGCUUUAUUCUCUGUAAUUCUGAGCGGCCUUGGUUUGAAUCAAGCAGCUACAAACUUCUAUUCAUUUGAGCAAGGGCGCAUUGCUGCUUAUAGACUAUAUGAGAUGAUUAGUCGUUCAACUUCCAGCACCAAUCAAGAAGGGACAACCUUACCCCAGGUGCAGGGGAAUAUUGAAUUUCGAAAUGUGUACUUUAGCUACCUGUCUCGUCCUGAAAUCCCAAUAUUAAGUGGUUUCUUCCUCACUGUACCGGCGAGAAAAACUGUGGCACUUGUUGGUAGAAAUGGCUCGGGGAAAAGCAGUAUAAUUCCUCUGAUGGAGAGAUUCUAUGACCCAACAUUAGGUGAAGUUCUUUUGGAUGGGGAAAACAUAAAAAAUUUGAAAGUAGAAUGGUUAAGAAGCCAAAUUGGUCUGGUGACACAAGAACCAGCCUUAUUGAGUUUGAGCAUUCGGGAAAAUAUUGCUUAUGGAAGAUCUGCUACCUUUGAUCAGAUAGAAGAGGCAGCAAAAACAGCCCAUGCCCAUGGGUUCAUCAGUUCACUUGAAAAGGGGUAUGAAACCCAGGUUGGUCGAGCUGGUAUAGCACUCACUGAUGAACAGAAGAUCAAAAUUUCUAUUGCUCGUGCUGUGCUUUCGAAUCCAUCCAUUCUGUUGCUUGAUGAGGUCACGGGAGGACUUGAUUUUGAAGCUGAAAAAGCUGUACAAGAAGCAUUAGAUGUUCUCAUGUUGGGAAGGUCAACCAUUAUAAUUGCUAGACGUCUUUGCCUCAUUAAAAAUGCUGAUUAUAUAGCUGUAAUGGAGGAGGGUCAUCUUGUUGAAAUGGGGACACAUGAUGAACUUCUAAACUUGGAUGGCCUUUAUGCUGAGCUUUUAAGGUGUGAGGAAGCAACAAAACUUCCCAAAAGGAUGCCUACCAAGAACAACAGGGAGCGUAAGUCGCUCCAAAUUGAGGACACAUCAGUGAGCCAAUAUUUUCAAGAAUCGUCCUCUCCUAAGAUGGCAAAAUCACCUUCACUACAAAGGACACAUGGCAUGCUUCAAUUUUGGCGAUCAGAUACCAACAGAAACUCUCAUGAUUCACCAAAGGAUCGAAGUCCACCUUCAGAGCAAACUAUGGACAAUGGGAUACCUAUGGUUGCAAUUGAAACCGAAAGAACACCAUCCAUUAAGAGGCAGGAUAGUUUUGAAAUGAAAUUACCUGAUCUUCCUAAAGUUGAUGUCCAUCCUAUACAGCGGCAGUCAUCUAAGAAUUCAGAACCUGACUCACCCAUAUCUCCUCUUUUGACUUCUGAUCCUAAGAACGAGCGUUCACAUUCACAAACUUUUAGCAGACCACAGAGUGAACGAGAUGAUACGAGUUCUGAACACAGUGAACUGGAUGAGGUUCAGCACCAGAAACCUCCAUCUUUUUGGCGUCUUGCAACACUUAGUAUUGCUGAAUGGCCUUAUGCUCUUUUAGGUACAAUUGGUGCUGCUAUAUUUGGCUCAUUUAAUCCACUGCUUGCUUACACAAUAGCACUUAUAGUGUCAGCAUACUAUCAAAUAGAAAUCCGUGAUAUGCGCCAUGAAGUGAACAGAUGGUGUUUAUUCAUAGUAGGCAUGGGUGUUAUUACAGUGCUGGUCAACUGGUUGCAACAUUUCUAUUUUGGAAUAAUGGGGGAGAAGAUGACUGAGCGCAUAAGAAGGAUGAUGUUCUCAGCAAUGCUACGCAAUGAAGUUGGAUGGUUUGACAAAGAGGAGAACAAUGCUGAUACACUGUCCAUGCGCCUCGCAAAUGAUGCUACAUUUGUCCGUGCUGCCUUCAGUAAUCGGCUUUCCAUAUUUAUACAAGACACUGCUGCAGUAUCUGUGGCUCUCCUUAUUGGAAUGUUGUUGGAAUGGCGGGUGGCACUUAUUGCACUUGCAACUUUGCCAGUUCUUGUCAUAUCUGCUGUUGCACAGAAAUUGUGGCUUGCUGGCUUCUCAAGAGGAAUCCAGGAAAUGCAUAGAAAGGCUUCGUUGGUGCUUGAAGAUGCAGUGCGGAACAUAUACACUGUAGUAGCAUUCUGUGCUGGGGAUAAGAUAAUGGAACUGUACAGACUACAUCUUGGCAAGAUACUAAAACAAAGUCUUGUGCAAGGACUGGCAAUAGGCUUUGGCUUUGGUCUCUCCCAGUUCCUUCUUUUUGCCUGCAAUGCCCUGCUUCUUUGGUACACUGCUAUUUCAGUUGACCAACAACGUCUGACAAUAGCCACAGGACUAAAAGAGUACAUUCUGUUUUCAUUUGCAUCAUUCGCAUUGGUGGAGCCAUUUGGACUUGCACCUUACAUUCUUAAAAGGAGGAAAUCUCUUAGGUCAGUAUUUGAAAUUAUUGACCGUGAGCCAAAGAUUGAUCCUGAUGAUACCACCGGCUUGAAACCACCCAAUGUCUACGGAAGCAUUGAAUUCAAGAAUGUUGAUUUCUCUUAUCCUGCUCGCCCAGACAUUCUUGUGCUGAGUAAUUUUAAUCUUAAAGUGAGUGGUGGGCAGACAGUUGCAGUGGUUGGUGUUUCAGGAUCAGGGAAAAGCACUGUUAUUUCUUUGAUCGAGAGAUUCUAUGACCCUGUUUCUGGCCAAGUUCUACUGGAUGGUCGAGAUCUGAAAUCAUUUAACCUUAGAUGGUUGCGUAGCCACAUGGGACUGAUUCAGCAAGAUCCAGUUAUUUUCUCAACAACCAUAAGAGAGAACAUUAUUUAUGCAAGGCACAAUGCAACAGAGGCUGAGAUGAAGGAAGCUGCAAGGAUAGCAAAUGCUCAUCAUUUCAUCAGCAGCUUGCCACAUGGAUAUGACACUCAUGUGGGAAUGAGAGGGGUUGAUCUAACACCUGGGCAAAAGCAACGGAUUGCCAUUGCUAGGGUGGUUUUGAAGAAUGCACCUAUAUUGUUGUUGGAUGAGGCCAGCUCUGCAAUCGAGUCCGAAUCAAGUAGAGUGGUACAAGAAGCUCUCGACACUCUGGUCAUGGGUAACAAGACAACAAUUCUCAUUGCGCACAGGGCAGCAAUGAUGAAGCAUGUGGAUAACAUUGUUGUCCUAAAUGGUGGUAGGAUAGUUGAGCAGGGCACACAUGACUCUCUGAUGGACCAGAAUGGUCUAUAUGUUGGAUUGAUGCAACCCCAUUUUGGCAAGGGCCUUCGCCAGCAUCGGCUAAUGUAA